Molecule: messenger RNA, 1470 nt
Organism: Dovyalis caffra
Lineage: Eukaryota; Viridiplantae; Streptophyta; Magnoliopsida; Malpighiales; Salicaceae
Source: the annotation of a GenBank genome assembly
AUGGAGAAAUUGAAAUAUGCGACUGACAUACCCGUUGGAAAAUCCAUCCAGUUCAAGUUCAUACUGAAAGGAAUUGCUGGGAAGAUUUUCUGGCAACCGGGACCUGAUCGGAUUCUCCAAACUUGGGAAACCAAUAAUACAAUCAUAGUUUGGGAAGAUUGGGAAGAUGCUGCAUUGCAGAAGAUAACAGAGGAAGAACCAUCUGCUAAUGGAAGUGAGGAACCUACUAUCAACCCAGAAAGGCUGAUUGUUGCUGAGAACUUGAAUCAUCAAAAGGAAGAACUGGUUUCUAAUACAAAGAACGAUGAAGUUACUGAGAAUGUGAGUUCUAACCCAGAAGAGAAACCAUCGCCAGUAAUUUAUGAGAAAGCAAUUGUUGCUGAUAACAUUUCUCCUGUGCAAGAGAAGCCUGUAGCUAUUGUAGCAGAUAACAUCAGUUACUCAGAGGAGGCUUCUUCUGUGAAUGUUAGUAAUGAAGUGUUAGGUGCAAAGAGAGCCAGUCACCAGGAGGAAGAACAGAGAACUACGUCAAACAAGAGUACAGCGAUCAGAGAGGAUGUUGUCAGAAAUGAUGAUGUUCCAACAGCUAUAAACUCAGCAAAGUCUGAUAUCCAAGGAAGUGUGGUUACUCAUGAAGGAGAUCCUGUUCUGUUACCUGGCUUGUCUGCAGUAUCAGUGAUACCAAGUGAAGCAGCUAUUGACAAUGAAGGUGAGAGAAGUGAUGCCUUCGAUCCCUCUGUCAGAGUCAAUGAAGGUGAGAGAAGUGAUGCCUUUGAUUCCUCUGUCGGAGUCAAUGAAGUUGAGAAUGACAAUUUGCCGAAGUUAGAUGAGAAGCGUGCAGUCGGUGACAAACCACUUCAAGAAGAAACGAUUGAUGGGUUCGAUGAUGAGGGGCGGGAUGGCAAUGAACUCAUGCAUAAGCCAUUGGCGAAAGAAGAAAAGCAUGAUAUUGAUGAAAAUCCACAUCAAGAAGAAUCAAUCAAUGGGUUCGAUGAUGAGCAGCAGCACAGUAAUGAACUCAUACAUAAGCCACUGGCCAAAGAAGAAAAGAAGCAAGAGUUCGUGAGAAAUGGCUUUAAGAAGACACCGCUGUUCGACUUUUCAGUCCCCAAAUGUGGCUCGGGAAAGGAAUGGCAUGCGUUACAGAGUGCAACCAGCCAACCACAUACUCUCGAGAAUGGGCAUAGACCAAUCCAUCGACCAUCAAGAAGAAAUAUUGAGACAAGUGGACUGAAGAGGAUGCUUUUGCCAGAAUGGCACUGUAUAAGCUUUAAGCCAAGCUCUGUCCUCAUCCUUACUAGCUCUGCCCUCUUCAUCCACCAAAAAUCGGAAAGGAGGGAGCAAAAGGAUAAAAUGUGGCCAAUCGUUCCAGAAGAUUACAGUACACAGAUGCAGUCAUCGCUAAUCAUUCUCCCAAAUUUAUGGCUUUUGCGAAACAUUAUUCCCAUUAUUGGGUUGCCGAAAGGGUAG